AUGAUCACGUCACAUGAUCGCCCGCUCCGCUUAGGAGUCGCCCCUCCAGUCUCUCAGCAAAUUAUUGGUGUCCAGACGAUUUAUUGGUGUUUUGACGAAUUAUUAGCCCUCCCCCCCGCGCUCCCCUCCGCGUUCUCCGCCAGGCGAGCUCGCGCGCUCGAGGGGAUUCUCUCGGCGUUCUCCGCCAGGCGAGCUCGCGCGCUCGAGGGGAUUCUCUCGGCGUUCUCUGCCAUGCGUGGCGAGCUCCUUCCGCCGAGGCACCCGCUCAGCAUGCCCACUGCAGCCGUGAAUCGAACCGCCAGUAUUAUGAAGAUGAUGACGCGUCUCACCUCGUUCGCGCGCCUCUGCGCCGUCGUCGUGGCCGCGCUUCUCAGCGUCGGCGGCUUCGGCGGCACGAAUGACGGAGACGCCGCGGUGCUGAUGGCGCGCGCGCAGCCCCUGGCGGGGCCGCGGUGCGUGAACCGGUUUCCGCAGAAGCCGCUGUGCAAGUUCGUCGACGACCUCGCCGCGUCGCCUCUCACCUUCCUCGACGCGUCGACCGGCGAGACGAUUAAUCUUGGCGCUUACGCCGUUUCGCAGGUGAAUUUCCAGAUUUGCAUAUACGAACUCCCAAAUUUCCACCGUCUCCCCGUUCCCUCGCUCACACGCUCCCCCCUCUCUCUCCCCUCGCCCCCCUUCCUUCCGCUCACCUGGCCCGCUUCCCCUAACAGAAGUUCCACCGCGACCUGCCCGCCACCAAGGUGUAUGCGUAUGGCGUCUCGCGCGACUCGGCGCGCUACCCUGGCCCCGUGCUCGUCGCGAAGCGCGGCGUCACCACCAAGGUGA
Molecule: messenger RNA, 825 nt
Organism: Closterium sp. Yama58-4
Lineage: Eukaryota; Viridiplantae; Streptophyta; Zygnematophyceae; Desmidiales; Closteriaceae
Source: the annotation of a GenBank genome assembly